Molecule: messenger RNA, 786 nt
Organism: Morchella importuna
Lineage: Eukaryota; Fungi; Ascomycota; Pezizomycetes; Pezizales; Morchellaceae
Exons: 1
Coding region: 1-786 (261 amino acids)
Source: RefSeq, a predicted model, not a curated record
AUGCCAAAUACCAAGCCCCGCCGACAGCCAUCGGCAUUCGAGCGUGAGCUGAAUUCUGAAAUUCGCGCCCUCCGUAAAGUUCAUAAUGGGAACAAUAACCGUUUGCGUCAUCUUUAUAAUUACAUACACGGACCACGCCCCUCUACCGGUAUCUCUCUCGCCUCAUUCUUGAUGGCUCGGGCGCACCUCCCAACCUCUGAGUAUCCCGACGAGGCCACAAUGGCAAAGAACGCCAUUGCAGAGAUCUUGGAAAUCCAAAGCAAGAUACCAGCACUCCAAAAGGAUUACGAUCGAUUGCUCUCGCAUCGUAGUGCGUUGAGGGCCCAGUUGGAGGACGAGGAGAGGGACCGUGGGUUGGAAGGACAGAUGGUGGAUAAUUCCAACUGUGGGUAUGAGGAGCACCACCAUCUCUUAAACUCCACGCCCGCGGAGGAAGAAACUCUUCAUCAAGCCUUUAUCGCCGGAGACUAUAGCGUCAGCAGCGACUUCGCAGCAAUGCCUGGCCCAUUUGAAGAUCCUUUUCCGGCCAGUAAUGAACAGUACCAAGAGCCACCCGCGGUGCUGACUGCUGAGGAAUGGCACAUGGCCAUGAUGCUGCAGACCGAGCUUGGAAUCGAGUGGACCCCGAACGGCGCCCAGAGCGAGAGUGCCGGAGAACAAGCUUCCGCAAACGACGGGCCCACGCACGAGAACGGCGGAGACACUACGGACUUCGAUACUAUGCGGCAGUUACUCGAGACGUUUCCGGAUCAGGAGGUUGGGAUGAUGGAGCUGUUAAAUGCUUAG